Molecule: messenger RNA, 916 nt
Organism: Caenorhabditis elegans
Lineage: Eukaryota; Metazoa; Nematoda; Chromadorea; Rhabditida; Rhabditidae
Gene: utp-11
Product: putative U3 small nucleolar RNA-associated protein 11
Biological process (GO): rRNA processing
Cellular component (GO): small-subunit processome; nucleolus
Source: RefSeq, marked reviewed
CCAGCCAUGUCCUCGCUUGUGAGUAUCAGCAAAAAGCUGUCCGGCCAACGCCAGCACCGUGAAAGAUCCCAGCCAGAAGCCCGCCGAAAGUAUGGAGAACUCGAGAAAAAGAAGGAUUACAAGCUGAGAGCAGAGGAUUAUCAGAAGAAAAGGGAUACUAUCAAAAAGUUGAAGAAAUCGGCAAUGGAUAAGAAUCAGGACGAAUACCAUCAUCAUAUGGUUAACAGUGAAACUUGGGCUGACGGUCGUCAUUUCGAUAAGAAAACUGAAGCAGAAGAGACUGAAACGCAAAUUCAGAAAAAGUUGGGAAGCUUGAAAGAUUUGGAAUAUGUCAAGUUCAAGCUGAAUGAGGAAAAGAAGAAAAUCGACGAAAUGAAAGGAGAACUUCACUUUGCGGAUUCUUCGUUGAACGGCAAAGGAAAUACUCAUACCGUUUUUGUGGACACAGAUUCGGAAGCCAAAAGUUUCGAUCCACGCGUCUACUUUGACACAACCACUUCGAUGCUCUCUCGACAAUUCAAUCGAUUGAAAAAUGAAGAUUUUCAAAAUAAAACUAUUAUUGGAGCUGGUACGAAAGAACAAGUCAGAAAAGCCGAUCGUGUACGUCGUACUCGAUACAACGAGCUCAUCAAACGCGUGGAACGUGCCAAGGAGCUUCAAGUGGUCGUGGACAAGCUGGAAUUGAAGAAACAAUUGGCAGCUGGAAGCAAAUCAGAAUUGAAGCCUCAAAAGGUCAAAAAGGCGAAAGCUAUGCGAGCAGCCGUCUACAAAUGGACCUAUGAACGAAAGAAGUAGUUAAUUUCUUUUUUUUUAAUCCCAUUUUAUUCUGAAUCUUCUUUUUUGUUAAUUUUUGCUGUUGAGUUUACAUUUUAUGCGUUAUUGAAAUUGUUGACUUUAUUGAAACAUUGAAUUUAAA